Closterium sp. NIES-67 is the source of this 2695-nucleotide messenger RNA. NCBI's taxonomy places the organism in Eukaryota, Viridiplantae, Streptophyta, Zygnematophyceae, Desmidiales, Closteriaceae. The record is from the annotation of a GenBank genome assembly.
UCAGUGACCAGUGAUCAGUGAUCAGGAUCAGUGAUCAGAUAGAUAUUCCGCCAUUUAAUUCUCGACGUGUAUGUUGUUCUGUGCCUCCUGCUAGCUCGCCGCUUCAGGGCAGUCUGCGAGUAGGAAUGCACCGCGUCGCUAUUUCGCCCCGUGCGAAACGCCUGGUCCUGCUCGCAGAGUCAUCGCUUGACCUAUUUUCCCCAGUGCCUGUUCGAGCAUUCGAACUCCUCCCCAGAAAAAUCCCGAGCCCUUGUCGCUCUCGGUCUUCUUUCACUGUUCAAAUUUCCCGAACGACGUCGCCAGGGUUCCUUCCAAAUACCCGUCUCGGUCUUAUUUUCCUGGGGCUUAGCUCGAUUCACGACACCAGUCCGACGCGACUAGUCCGUGCGCCUCUAAUUCCCCUCCCUUCGCCUCGACGCGUGUCGCUUUUGAGACGUCUCGGACAAGCCGCUUUGUCAGAUGGCCAGCGUGGCAGCGGCGAUCAACAGGGCGUCGUCGUCGAAAGUCGACGCGGCGCUCUGGUGGUCCCCACACGGCGCCUUGCUGGCGAGACUCGAGGCGAUUGACAGCGGGGAAACGGACAGCGCUGCUGGUGAUGAUGGUGGUGGGGAUGGAGGUCGCGACUUGGUCAGGAGCCUAUCAGAGCAUCACACGUGGCUGCUGCAUGGCUUGGCGCGCUUCAAGCCUCCCAGCAGCCGGUCACGAGACGCCAUAGGCGCUGCUCGCCUGGAAGUGGGAGUAGGAGCAACAGCAGGCGCAGAGCAAGUGACUAUCCCUGUGGUGGGACGGCUGAGGGAAGCUGCUGUGGCUGCAAGCGCUGUGCUAGGCUUGGACGAAAUGCAGGCGUACUUUCUGGUGGAUAGGGCGGCAGGAGGGGAGAGGGCAGUGGUGGGGGAAGCAGAGGGGGAGGGCGAGGGGAAGGGAGCAGGGCUCGGAGUGGAGAAGAGGGGGAGGUUGGAGGGGAAGGCAGCGCAGCAGAGAUUGGUGCAGGAGGCUGCGGCAUUGUAUCGAGAGGAGAGGCAGAAUCUGCUCAAGUGCGUACGGCUGCUGCUAGUGAUGCAAGCUGACGCCUCCUCCCCCCACGCUUCUGCCAUUGAGGGGGAGGUGAGAGCGCUGCUGGACGAGGGUCUCCUGUCAAACGCCAUGGCUCAGCUCAGAGCGCUCCCACGAUUUGAACCGCCCAAGGCGCUGGAUCGUGCAGGGGUGGCAGAGUGGGCCGAGGCAUCCUCGUUAGAAGCCUGCUUGCUACUAGACAUUCUCAUCCUUAUCGCCUCAAGUAAUGGCUGCAGCGCCGCUGUCGUCCUCGAUAUAGUCACACUCGUCCAGGAGCUUUUCUUCGGCUUCCCUCCAUCUGCACCGCUUUCCCCAGCUCCAUACUCCAUUUCUCCAUCCUCCUCCUCCUCUUCCUCCUCCUCCUCUGCGUCUCUCGCCUCCCUAGCCAUCAGUGCUGCGUCUGAGUCACUCCUUUCCACCGCACUGCACCGCGCUGUGCUCCUGCUGAUUGCAGCGGUCAACGUGGAAGGGGCGGUUGUGGCUCUGGCGCAAGGAGAGAAGUUCAGCGCGUCCUCUCACCCGCUCUCUUCCCCCUCUGCUCUGACUGACGUGGAUCAGCGUCUCUCCGCCUGGCUCUCAUGCAUCCUCUCUGCUGCGGCUGCUAGGGGUGGCGGGGCGGGGGAGAUAGGCUUGGCUGGCGUCAUGCCUGUGGUUGGGACUGGGAGCAGUGCUGCUGCAGGAGCAGGGUUGGACGUGUCCCCUGUGCUGCUCGCCUGGGGUCUCUUCCGCUUGCUGCUGCAGUGGCUGCCAGAUUCCUCGCAGCUACCGUCGCCUGCACUGAACCCGUCUGUCUGCGUGCAAGCAGCCUACUCAGCGGGUGCUCUGGAUAGGAUCCUCUCCUCCCUCCUCUCCUCCUCACUCCCUCCCACCCCUCCAACGACCCUAGAGGCACUCGGCUAUAUGCCCUCCUUCUGGAGAUCAUCUGCCGUACCUUCUCAGAGCAGCUUUGAGUUUCUCGAGAGCACCAUGGGAGCGGCUCUGCUGCUGCCCCUGCCGCCCGCCUACGCCGCCCUCUCCUCCUUCUCCGCGCCCCAAGCCCUUCCCGUGCCGCGCUCUGGGGGGCUGCUGGUCCCCCUGAGCGCACUGCUGAUCCUUUUCUUCCGCCUCGUUCACCUCGCACAGCAGCAGGAUGCGUCCUCUGCCACGUGGCAGACUGCCAUUGGCAGUGCUGAUGUCAGCACCAGCGCAGGGCUGGGAGGAGAGGAAGCGGCGGAGGAGCUGGCAGCGUGUGUGAGGGCGCUCCUCCAUCUCCACUCCUCGCCACUUGUUGCAGCUGCAACGGCCAAUGGGCUGCUGCCACAUGGCAUGACAGUGGACCCCACUGCGCUUAUCACAGCAAUACUGGACGGUCUCCUAUCCUCUCCUGCUCUCUCCUCCGCCUCCUCCUCCUCCUCCUCCCCUUCCCCCCCCAUCGCCCACACACCAUCUGCAGCAGCUACUCUGACUGCUGCUGCCUGCUGCCUCCGCAUGCUUGCUGCCUUUGCUCUCCUACCAUCAAUCGCCCACCCUUUGCCUGUGCGUCGUACCUGAUUGUGGUUGUUUCUGCUGCAAUAAACUAUGGACUGGUGAUUCGACCUGAUUGUUGUUGUUCUUUGAGUGGGGAACGCCUGGCCUUUUGUCUCAGCCUCAGAACUCCAUGCCA